CACACGACCAAGAUGAACUCCAACGACUGGCGGCCCACCCAAGGGUCCAACCCUAGGGCCGGCGUUGAUCCGCCCCCCACCGGAGGACCAGGCGAUUGGCGCGCCCAGCUCCUCCCCGACGAGCGCAGCAGGAACGUCGAUUGGAUACUCGAGACUCUGCAGAGGCAUCUGCCGGUAUCUCAUCCAGAUGGACUGAACGAACUUCAAAAAAUCGCUGUCCGAAUCGAACAGAGGAUCUGUGAUGCAGCAACCAACCAGUCUGAUUAUUGUUGGGACAUUUCACUGAAAAUUCUCUCUAUGAUGAUGCCAACACAACAAGCUCUUGGAAACACUAAAGUGAUUCCAAAUCAAUAUAACCUCGCUCCUGCUCUCUCUACACAAGGCAGUAAUCAAGCACAUACAUCAGCAAUUCCCUUGAUGUCUCGGCAACAGGCCUGGCAACCAAAUACUUCUACAUUUGUACAAGCUUCUUCACUCACUAGUAUCGGACAGAACUUGGCAGGUGUCAACCAAAUAUCAACCGCGCAUAAUAUGUCUGUCAUGCCGCAUAGGACAAUAAAUAAUGGCUUGGCGCAAGGCACUUCACAGGAUAUUUAUCCUGCACAAAGGCAAAUGGCUGGAAGGCAGCAACAACAAGAGUCUCAGCAAUUCACUUAUCACCAGCAUCAACAGCCUUUUCCGCAGAGUCAGCAGCCCAAUAUUUAUUUACAACAGCACAAACAACAGUUGAUGGGACAGAAACCAAAUUUACAACAAAAUCAGGUAAUUGGUCAAUGGGAUUAUGCUGCGGAGAUGCAUCAACAACAAAGGCUACCAGUUCAGUCAUAUAAUUUUGUGAAUGUGCAGCAAACAAAACAGAUGUUGAACCACCAGUAUAUGCCUUUGCAUCAGUCACAACAACGGGGCUCUCAGGCAAAUAUGUCGAGUCUACAGCAGCAUCAACAAAAUCAAAAACACCAACAACUUCUUGGAACUGCGCCUAAUGUUUUAAACAUGCAGUGGAUGCAUAUGCCACAAAUAAAAGCUCAGCAACCACAGGAACAACAGCAUGCUCAGCAGCAACCAAUGGGUCUGAUGCAACCUCAGUCUCAACACAACCAUCUUCAACAGUCGCCACAGCAUCUUAUGUCUCAGUGUGUGGCUCAGCCUAACCAACUACAAGAGCACUUAGGGAUGCAACCACAAUCCUCCGUGCAGCAAAAGUUUCAAACUUCAGGAGGCAUGCUCUUGCAACAAAAUAACAUGCAUCAGAUUCAGGCACAGAUGGGCCUUCAAGAAAUUUCCUCUAGUACAUCUGCGGACUCUACUGCUCAAACAGGCCGUGAAGGUGCAGAUGAUUAUUGGCAAGAGGAGAUAUAUCAAAUGGUUAAGGUCCUUAAGGACCAAUACUUUGCAGAAAUCGGUGAAUUGUACAAUAAGAUAUCUUUGAAGAUACAGUAUGUUGACAAUAUUAUACCAUCCCAAAUGCCAUCUGAGAAGUACGAUAGGAUCAAGAGCUUUAAAAUAAUAUUGAACCGUAUAUUGCAAAUGCUGCAAAUUAGCAAGAGUGCUAUCCAACCCUCCAUGAGGGACAGAGUUCCCCAAUACGAGAAACAGAUUAUCGCCAUCUUGAAUUCACAAAGGAAGACACUGCAUCCACAAAUACAGCGUUAGUUUGAGCCACCUGCAGGUCAAGCUCCUAAUUCUAGCAUUUCGCAGCAGCAACAGCCUUCCAAAAAAUUGUUGCAGCAACAUGGCAGCCAACAUGCUAUGUUUGUAAUUGUUGGCUACCUUACAUUUCCAUUGGCAUUUGGUUCAUGUUUGCGCAGAUAAAUAAAUCAUGCAUCCACUCUUGGAGGAGACCCAGUAAACAAGGAGCUCAGACACAGAGCUCCAUGUAUGCAAUGAUGAUGCUGAUUUCUUCUUGUUGGAAGGAAUGUGCGAGAGUCCAAUUGUGGCGUUGAGGUUGCUUGUUUCUGCUGGCUACCCUAAAUGCUCCCGGCGGGAUAUCAUUGUGUCUUGGUUCUUUAGGUGUACAAAUUGAAAAAACUGUGCUGCAAUUAAUGAUCCGGCAUCAGGAACUCGGAUGACGUCUCUAGCAAAGCAGGGUCCUUUUUCGUAAAAAAAAAAACUUUUUCGUAAGCAAAGCAGGGUCAAAGCAUGGCAUAUUGUUGUGUGGUCUUGCUGAGUCCAUGUAAGUGUGAGAAAUUGCAAGGACAUGGGACGCAAAGUCACAAGACUGGUUUGAGGAAGUUUCAGUUGGAACUCAAUAAUUGUUGCUGGGAAAA
Messenger RNA from Hordeum vulgare subsp. vulgare (domesticated barley), 2267 nucleotides. Its product is annotated as mediator of RNA polymerase II transcription subunit 15a-like. Bases 13 to 1653 code for a protein of 546 amino acids. The record is from RefSeq and is a predicted model, not a curated record. The transcript is spliced from 6 exons. Gene Ontology annotation, molecular function: transcription coactivator activity; chromatin DNA binding. Gene Ontology annotation, biological process: regulation of DNA-templated transcription. NCBI's taxonomy places the organism in Eukaryota, Viridiplantae, Streptophyta, Magnoliopsida, Poales, Poaceae.